Molecule: messenger RNA, 1446 nt
Organism: Penicillium cataractarum
Lineage: Eukaryota; Fungi; Ascomycota; Eurotiomycetes; Eurotiales; Aspergillaceae
Exons: 1
Coding region: 1-1446 (481 amino acids)
Source: RefSeq, a predicted model, not a curated record
AUGACGUCCGACAUCUAUGACUCGGACGAUGCCAUGGGCCGGUCCCCGCCGCUCAAGGCGGCUCAGCCCAAGUACGGGCCAGACGAGCCUCCUCCUCCACCGUUCGUGACCGUCAAUGACGAGAAUCGCACUAAACCCGCCGUUAAAGAUCCCAAGGGAACGCUCGACCGUUCCCGUAAGCCGCACCUGCCGGAAACCCAGACCCAAACGCGUCACGGCGACUCGGUACUGAUGAGCUAUUUAGGGCCAGACUGUCCGGAGGUCGCGGCGCAUGCUCGUGAUCAUCCGUACUCGGACUGGUCGCCCAAGCAGGAUCGGUUGCCCGUGGAUUGGAAUGCACCCCCACCCCCGUCACGGAAAGACGAUGGACCCGGCGAGAAGGAAGGGAUUCAACUGGGCGGUUGGGAUAAAGUAGGAGGAGGAGGAGGUGCAGUUGGUGGCAGUGGAAAUGGAAUGGGAGUGCAAAAACCGCCAAUUCCAACGCCAGUACCAGCACCAGCACCAACCAUUAUAUCGAAACCGAUUGCUGGACCGGGUUCUACGGUAGACGAGGAGGCCAAGUUCAAGUCCGUGGUGGAGCAGGGAGUACCUCAAUUGCAAGUCGACGAGAAAGCAGACCGCCACACCUCAAUAUCACCGCAUAUGAAACCAUUGCCCCCGGUGCUACCCCCGCCUGCGCCGCCAUCUGAUUUCAAAAGUGAGUUUGUCUCACCACGACAGCGUCCACGCCUGCAGUCCAUCACGGAAUUCCCUCCCGUACGGCCCUCGCCGGACCUGCUCAAACGAUCUCCCGAGCUAGGUCAUCGCGUGUCUUUGCCAUCUCUGCAAUCUCUAUCUCCUCCAUCCUCAACGGCAGGCGCAUCUCCAGACUCGGCUGGUGGAAACCACAACACCAAAACCCUCCCCUCCAUCCAAUCCGCCCUCGGUGGCUUUUCACCCAGCGAGUUUCCUCCUACUCGACUCAAUGCGCUACCUCCGCCAUACCCUUACUCGUCCUGUCCGGGGUCUGCGACCUCGGCAGAUUCCCCGCAUGACCGUCAACUCCCACGCCAAUUCCUGCCAUCGCAUAUCCCUCCCAGUCCUUUCUCCUCCCAUCUCUCUCCUAUCAGCGUCAAGGAUCACUCCAACAAUCCAUCUCCCGCAUCACAACCUUCCUCUGCCUUCUGGCGCGGUCCUCCCCCACCCCCACCGCCUCCACCCCAGCCAGCGGCCGACACCCCGCACCAUGUACCGUCACCAUACGACACAUCCCCCAUGACGGCUAAAAGCCCCCUCUCGAGUUAUCCCACACCGACAGAACAGGUUGCUCCCACGCCAGGGUCCAGCGAACGAACGCCAUUAAGUGCCACCGCGCCGUUGAACGGCGCCGGAGCGACGGGCAGCUAUAAAUGCACCCAUCCCGGGUGUACCGCAACGCCAUUCCAGACUCAGUAUUUGCUCAAGUAA